UGUGAUUUGGCAGAUAUUUAGUAAAAUCGGACCAUGGGCCGUCCAGCUGCACAGAAGGUGAAUACCAACAAACUUUCAGAGUUUUUCUGAAUAUUUUUUUGUUUCAUUUCCAACGGACAUGGAGAAAAUUGUAGUAGUAACCGGAGCAAACAGCGGCAUCGGCCUGGCCCUGUGUCACCGGCUGCUGUCCGAGGACGGCCAGCUGCGGCUCUGCCUGGCCUGCAGGAACAUGAAGCGGGCUGAGGCCGCCCGUGCCGCCCUGCUGGUGACUCACAGCGGCGCGCGGGUGGACCUGCUGCACCUGGACGUGGGCUCUGUGCAAUCUGUGCUCAGUGCUGCAGAGGAACUCAAGGCCAGGUACCACCGCGUGGAUUUUUUGUAUCUGAACGCAGGAAUUAUGCCCAAUCCGACGGUGGAUAUAAGGGCGUUUUUCAAAGGUCUCUUUUCCAGGAAUGUCAUCAACAUGUUUGCGACGGCUGAGGGUUUGCUGACGCAGCAGGACCAGCUCAACUCAGACGGCCUUCAGGAGGUUUUCGCUACAAACCUGUUUGGUCAUUUCCUCCUGAUCAGGGAGCUGGAGCCUCUGCUGUGUCAGCCGGGUCACACCUCCAGGCUGGUGUGGACGUCGUCCAGCAACGCCCGGCGCUCGGCCUUCAGCAUCCAGGACAUCCAGCACCAGCAAGGGAAGGAGCCCUACAGCUCCUCCAAAUACGCCUCGGACAUGCUCAGCAUGGCGCUCAACAAACACAAGAACGAGCAGGGGCUGUUCUCCUCUGUGACCUGUCCAGGCCUGGUGAUGACUAACCUGACCUACGGGAUCCUGCCCUCCUUCUUCUGGACUCUCAUCAUGCCCUUCAUGUGGUUGAUCCGGAUUUUCACCAACACUUUUACGCUUACGCCGUACAACGGAGCCGAGGCACUGCACUGGUUGUUUCUUCAGAAGCCAGAGUCUCUGGAUCCCAGAGCAAAGUACCACAGCUUAACAUCCGGACUGGGGACCAACUACACCGAGCCACGCAGGAUGGACCUUGAUGAUGAAAUGACUGAGGUCUUCUUCUCAAAACUCCUUGAGCUUGAGAGAGAAGUGAGAAGAAACCUGAGCAAGAAAACCGCUGACAGUGAACAUUAUCAGCAGUAUCUCAAUGAGAUACAGUAGAAGUUUUUAUUAAAAAAAAAGGGUUUUCUGUCUUGAUUUUUUUUUUACCAUAUCAAACAUGCAAUAUGUUACAACUUCUGCAAAUUGAACUUCAUUAAAUGUUUAUUUUCCUGAA
Messenger RNA from Poecilia latipinna (sailfin molly), 1271 nucleotides. RefSeq names its product 3-keto-steroid reductase-like. Gene Ontology annotation, biological process: cholesterol biosynthetic process. Lineage: Eukaryota; Metazoa; Chordata; Actinopteri; Cyprinodontiformes; Poeciliidae. The record is from RefSeq and is a predicted model, not a curated record. The transcript has 9 exons. Gene Ontology annotation, cellular component: endoplasmic reticulum membrane. The coding region runs from base 119 to 1156 and encodes 345 amino acids. Gene Ontology annotation, molecular function: 5-alpha-androstane-3-beta,17-beta-diol dehydrogenase (NADP+) activity; estradiol 17-beta-dehydrogenase [NAD(P)+] activity; 3-beta-hydroxysteroid 3-dehydrogenase (NADP+) activity.